Messenger RNA from Tuber melanosporum (Perigord truffle), 165 nucleotides. RefSeq lists its product as uncharacterized. Bases 1 to 165 code for a protein of 54 amino acids. Lineage: Eukaryota; Fungi; Ascomycota; Pezizomycetes; Pezizales; Tuberaceae. The transcript has 3 exons. The record is from RefSeq and is a predicted model, not a curated record.
AUGUGUGGGGGUGAGCUUUUGAAAGCACACUCAGCAAGUCAGCGAAGGAGAGGCAAGCACGCAGUUGCUGCAUCGAAGCGCAAGAUCCGGAUCGCGCUUAGGGAUCAAAGGAUAUUUUGCUCUGAUUGUAUAAAAUAUUUAUUACGUUCCGGUCGACACAUCUAA